GUUUCCCCCUGGGCGUGGAAGACUGGAAGGACAAGGAAGGAGUAGUAGGAGGGGUGAGAGAGGAAUAAAUGUGAGAAGAGAGAUGAGAUGCUGAAAGCUUGGAGUGAGCACUGAUGAGGACACAGUAACUAAAAGGCUCAGCCAUGGCCUGCGUCAUGUACCAUGAAGAAGAUCACAACUGCACCAAUGUGGACAUACUAGUAAAACGCUAUUACCUGCCUGUCUCCUACGGCAUCAUCUUCACGGUGGGCCUGGUGGGCAACUUAACUUCCAUCAGCAUUUACCUGACGAAACUGCGUCCCUGGAAGAGCAACAGCAUCAUCAUGGUCAACCUGGCGCUGACCGACCUUCUCUAUGUCCUCAGCAUGCCUUUCCUGGUGUACUACUAUAGCAACGGGGAUUCCUGGACACUAGGUGACUUCAUGUGCCGCUUUGUUCGCUUCGGGUUUCAUUUCAACCUGUAUGGGAGCAUCCUCUUCCUGACAUGCCUGGCAAUUUUCCGCUAUGUGGUGGUGAGCCAGCCUUUGAAGGCAGCACAGGUGCAGCAGAAGAUGUGGGGUAUAGUUGCAUGCUUAGCUGUCUGGGUCAUUGCUGCUGCUGAAAUUGCUCCCAUGUUGAACAUGAUAAGUUUGGAUGAAUGCAACAACAAGACCUACUGCCUGGACUUUGCCAGCACCAUACCUGUUGACGAAAUCCGGGUAUACAGCUGGUUGCUCACUGUGCUUGGGUUUCUCCUUCCCCUAGGGGUGGUGUUCAUGUGUUACAUCGGCAUAGUGAGACAAUUGAAAAAAGGGCCCAACACAACCAGUCCCUGUCGGAUGAGAGCACGCCGAGUGUCUGUGCUGAUCCUUGUGGUGUUCAUCGUGUGUUUCCUGCCAUAUCACAUCUUGCGUGCGCUGCGGAUAGAAACCCGAAGGAUGAAUGUGACAUGCGCAGUUGACCGCAUAAUCCAUGCAGCGUACAUCAUCUCCAGGCCUUUGGCUGCCUUCAACACGUUUUUCAACCUGGCUCUUUACACUCUUUCAGGUGAUAAUUUCAGGAGGGCCUUUCACAGUACUUUUCACUUUGAACAUUGGCUGCCCAAGGCCAGAUCAUUGCUGAAAGUGGCCAUCAUCAGAAAUCGAAGCAAUGGCAUGCCUGCUCAAUGAGAACUAUCCAACAUCUGAUGUGGACAUAUUCUAAGGUCACUCACUCAGAUAUGAUGUCACAAAAGCUGUUUGAGGAGCGCCCCAGUGGUUGAGCAGUUAGAGCGCAUACCAUAUAAUCGCAGCGUCCCUGGUUAGAAUCUGGCCAUUGACUUAUGCUAAGCUGUUAGUUCUUCAUUGUGUACCUCCAAAGUGGUUCCUUAAUUUGGGGUUUGUCUGAAGUAGGAACUAUCUACCAACCCCCGAAAUGUAAAUGACUAAGCUUACAUGUUAGGUCACACCUUUUUCUUCUUCUAUCUGACAUCACAUGAACAAAUACUAUCUAAAAUCACUGUUUUCAGAGUACCUACCAAACACUGUAAAAUAUUAUUUUAU
This is a messenger RNA of Scomber scombrus (Atlantic mackerel), 1520 nucleotides long. Its product is annotated as 2-oxoglutarate receptor 1-like. Gene Ontology annotation, cellular component: plasma membrane. Gene Ontology annotation, biological process: G protein-coupled receptor signaling pathway. NCBI's taxonomy places the organism in Eukaryota, Metazoa, Chordata, Actinopteri, Scombriformes, Scombridae. The transcript is spliced from 2 exons. The coding region runs from base 144 to 1148 and encodes 334 amino acids. The record is from RefSeq and is a predicted model, not a curated record. Gene Ontology annotation, molecular function: G protein-coupled receptor activity.